Messenger RNA from Cooperia oncophora, 498 nucleotides. Lineage: Eukaryota; Metazoa; Nematoda; Chromadorea; Rhabditida; Trichostrongylidae. The record is from the annotation of a GenBank genome assembly.
AUGUUCCAAUUCUUUUUCUAUGUUGGAUGGCUCAAAGUGGCUGAAUCAAUGAUUUGUCCUUUUGGAGAAGACGACGACGACUUCGACCUGAAUUGUAACUGCUUGAUUUCCUUGAAUUUGAUCAGAAGCAUAUCCGGUCAUGACGCUGAGUGGGAGGUGGAGCAGAUGCCGGCCAUCACUGAAGAGGACUGUCAUGGUUUAAACAAGAAUAGUUGCUCACGUGAUGAUGACCUUGACAGUGUAUAUAGUCGGAAAUAUGAACGACGUCAUCGCAGACGGCUCGGCGCUCUUCUUCUUGGCUACUCUCGACAGACGCUCUCCUCGAGAUGCGUCGGUCGAUCUCCACCUCAGGUUAAGCUUUCACUCGCCGAACAGAACUUCUCUUAUGCACAGCGUCAAAAGUGCAGUUUGGACGCAAAUGAACACUUCGUGCACAAUAUAGCGGUCUGUGAGGUGCAGCAUUUUCCAUGUCUCACUCCAAAAUGGUUGAAAAAUUAA